This is a messenger RNA of Eurytemora carolleeae, 1072 nucleotides long. RefSeq lists its product as uncharacterized. The transcript is spliced from 4 exons. The record is from RefSeq and is a predicted model, not a curated record. NCBI's taxonomy places the organism in Eukaryota, Metazoa, Arthropoda, Copepoda, Calanoida, Temoridae. Bases 95 to 1015 code for a protein of 306 amino acids.
CUGCACUAGGAACCUGGAGUAUGCAGCCACGAUCCAAACCUCAGCUCGGAUAUUCCAGAUCGUAGAACCAGAACUUGUCCCAGCAGUUUUACAGAUGUAUCUGUACCCGGAGAAGGACGAAUACCGGAGGAUGGUUCGAUUGCUCCGACAGGUUUGGAGGUUAGCUCAGGAGAACCUAAUCUCAACCUUGAAGAAGAUUGUUGAUCCAACAGCUUUAUCCAUCAUUAUUCUCAUAGAAACAAAGAAGAUUGCUAAACAGAUAUUUGAGAAUAUGUACGAGCAGGAACCAGAGAUCUUGAAGAACCAGAUCCUUCUCCUGGUUGGAAUGUGUGAGAUGGGAGUAGAUCUAUCUUGGAAGGAGCUGGGCGGAGCUCAGACGAACCCGCUAGCGGAGACACAUCCUCUAGUGAGGACGGAGCGAGCAGUGUGGGAGGUUAGAGCUGCUGCCAAGAUCCUUGUCUCCAAUACAGAGGAUCUAGAGCUCCAUAAAUCCCUGGUCAAAAGGAUUAAAAUCCUGAUCAACUAUUUCUCCGAACUCUCAUGUUUUCUGGUUGACCAGGCACAGGAGAACCGAACCCUCUCCAGUACCGGGCAUUUCCUGGAGAAGAAAGAACCCGAGGAAAGAAUCAGUUUCUAUUCAAUCCUGAACCCGGAGAAAAAUAGAAUUCUCACCCAAACCUUGAGGCGGGAUAUGUACAGGUUAACAAUAACAGUUGAUAUGUCUCCCUAUACCCCGCAACCCCCGAGAGAGAAUCCAACCUCACGAAUACAAACCUUGAGGAUGGAACGAACCCCGGAGUCAAGUGCUAGACUCUCAUCCGUCCUUGAUCAACUAUCCCUCCUGUCUCAUGAGCUCUCUCUAAACCUCGAAGCCGGAGAGGAAGAAGAGAGCCUGGUUAAGGGGGUACAAGGAGAAGGAGCCAAACCUAAACCUGAAACUGGAAAUAUAUCGUUAAGACGGAGAAUUUUCAAAAGCCGCGAAUUUAAUCUGAAACCAUCUUUAAACUAUAUUUGAUAAUUUUAAUGUUCCAUAUCAAUAAGAAAAUUGUUUAAUAAAUGUAUAUCUAAAUAA